Messenger RNA from Gorilla gorilla gorilla (western lowland gorilla), 378 nucleotides. RefSeq names its product ATP synthase F(0) complex subunit C1, mitochondrial-like. The coding region runs from base 1 to 378 and encodes 125 amino acids. NCBI's taxonomy places the organism in Eukaryota, Metazoa, Chordata, Mammalia, Primates, Hominidae. The transcript has a single exon. Gene Ontology annotation, molecular function: proton transmembrane transporter activity. The record is from RefSeq and is a predicted model, not a curated record. Gene Ontology annotation, biological process: proton motive force-driven ATP synthesis; proton transmembrane transport.
AUGCAGACCACCGGGGCAUUACUCAUUUCUCCAGCCUGGAACCUCUGUUGUACCUGGGGUCUAAUCAGGACUGUAUCUGCCUCCUUCUUGAAUAGCCCAGAGAAUUCACCUAAACAGCCUUCCUACAGCAGCUCCCCACUGCGGGUGGCCAGACGGGAGUUCCAGACCAGUAUUGUCUCCCGGGACAUUGACUUAGCAGCCAAGUUGAUUGGUGCUGGGGCAGCCACAGUUGGUGUGGCUGGUUCAGGGGCUGGCGUUGGAAAAGUGUUUGGCAGCUUGAUCAUUGGCUAUGCCAGGAACCUGUCUCUUAAGCAGCAGCUCUUCUCCUAUGCCACUCUAGGCUUUGCCCUAUCUGAGGCCAUGGGGCUCUUCUGUUGA